GUUGACAAUUAACCACCUUAAAUAUUGCCAUUAUAAGCCCCAAAAAAAAAAAAAACAAAAGAGAGAAAAGAACAGAAAAAUAAAUGGGGAAGAAAAUGGAUGAAUGGAUGCCUAUGCCGAUGCCACCGUUUGUCCGUAGCAUCAUAGCCUCGCUGCUAAGCAACGCCGACAACUCCUUCCUCUUAUUGGCCCAAAAAUACAAACUAAUCCAAAUGCUGCGUUACAUUCUCCUAACCUCCUACGUCUUCUUCCUCCGUUUCCUUCCCUCUGUCUUUCUCGACAAAUACGACGCCUUUAAGGUCAAGCCUUCACACAAAUACGCACAUGACACGCGAAACGAUACCGCAAUAGGGCGAGUGCUUUCGCAGCUGCUAUACACUCUAAACAACAUCCCGGUCAGCUCCAGAAAAUAUCAAGUGGUUCAGUCCCUGGCAGAGAGGAUAAUCAACGACAAUCACGAAAGUGGCGUUCACGCGCUGCACGAGGUCAACCGCGUGGUUCUGUCUGCAGCGUUUGCCAAGACACUGAGACAGCUUGAAACGAGGAAAGGAGAGGGUGAGGAUGGAGAGUACUACGCGAUGAGGCUGGGGCAAGUGGUGAGGGCGAUUGGUUGGAUGGUGAUGGGAGGAGAGGGGAGCCUGUCAGGGGUGCCGGCGGAGAAGCUAGCGGUGGAGUUGCUGUGGCUGGCUCAGAAGAUGGCGGCGUGUGGAUGUGUGGAGGAAUCUAUUUGGCGGAUGGCGGCGGCCUCUCGUCUGGGUUUCCUCGCUCUUACCGCUGACCCGCAUCUUCAGUCUUCCCUUGUGAAACUUGCAGCAUUCUUGUUAAAGGAAGCCAAAGAUGUGGGCCUAGAUGAAAUAGAGGAUAGAAAGAUGAAGCUUCAUAUGCAAGUCAAGUUAAAGAUGUUACAGUCAUGGCUUCCAUUGUUGUGCAGGGCCAGCAGCAAUGGCGCUGAUGCCCCAGCAUUAAGCAUCAGCGAGAAGGCUGAGUUAGAGAAGGUGUUGGAGGACAUUAUAGAGGAGUUGGAACAAGAGGAGCAGGAGCAGGUUCUUUCCCUUUGGCUCCACCAUUUUACACUCUGCCCCUCCUCUGACUGGCCAAACCUCCAUGCAUGCUUUGCUCGUUGGUGCAGUGCAUAUCGUAAGCAGUUGUUGCUUGAAUGAAAAUCCAAAUUAGAGAAUGUAGAUGCCUAUGCUUUGCAAUUCAUAUCAAACCAUUAUAUUUAUCCGGCUACCCUGUAGUUUUCAGAUAGAGAUAAUGUAGACAUUGAUUUUAUAAUUAAAAAUGUGGUAUCGUUUUACUAUUGAUAUAUUUGGCAGCUUUAACUUUUUGAGCCACUGCUAGGUUGGUUAAAAUUUCACAUUAAGGGGGAUAUGGA
Abrus precatorius (Indian licorice) is the source of this 1375-nucleotide messenger RNA. RefSeq lists its product as uncharacterized. The transcript is spliced from 2 exons. NCBI's taxonomy places the organism in Eukaryota, Viridiplantae, Streptophyta, Magnoliopsida, Fabales, Fabaceae. The record is from RefSeq and is a predicted model, not a curated record. The coding region runs from base 84 to 1160 and encodes 358 amino acids.